Messenger RNA from Impatiens glandulifera, 2593 nucleotides. RefSeq names its product pentatricopeptide repeat-containing protein At5g61400. The transcript is spliced from 2 exons. Bases 466 to 2439 code for a protein of 657 amino acids. Gene Ontology annotation, molecular function: protein binding. Lineage: Eukaryota; Viridiplantae; Streptophyta; Magnoliopsida; Ericales; Balsaminaceae. The record is from RefSeq and is a predicted model, not a curated record.
GAUUUUUGCCUCCAUUGGAGAAGAGAGCCGAAAGAGAAGAACUUCCAUUGGAGCUUCCGCUUUCCUCCAUUGCUGCCGGGAGGAAGAAGAAGAAGAAGAUGCCUCCUAUUCUACUUCCAAAUUCCAGCUGCGUUUCAACUCAUCAUCAUCAAAGAUACAGUCCCUGUCGGAGACUUGCUGUAUACUACUACUGAAGAAGCUAUUUCGAACUACAAUUGAUCGUCAAGAUGCUAUAAUCUCUGUAAUUUCUCUAUUUCUGCUUUUGCACCCUUAAUAACUUUAUAACCGAAGAAAACCAGAUCCUUUAGAAGUUAAUUUUGUUGGAACUCUUGUGUUUUCUCAGACUAAACCUGCUGCAGCAAUCUCCAAAGGACUACACUGUUCUGUUUCAAGUUCCGUUAUAUUUUCCACCAUUCUCCCGUUACUGGACAUGAGACGAUUAAAGGAAGCACCUUUUUCAGCUGAAUGAUGUGGAGGCAUCUCCGGCCAAAAUCCAAAAAUUUCACCGGAAAUCCGUCAAUAGUUUUGAAGCCAUUCUCUUCAAUGUUAUUCUCGUCUUGUACUGAGGAAUGUUCAUCAACAUCAUAUUCUUAUUCUUUGAAUCGACCAAAUAUGGUGGAUAAUGUCCUCAAUUGCAGAAGCACUAAGCAAGCAUUAGAGAUGUAUAACUGGGCCACAACCCAAAAAGAUGCAAAGAGAAAUCUCAGGCUCUAUGCAGCUAUCGUUCAUGUCUUGGUAUGGAAAAGAUUAUACCUGCACGCCAGAUGUUUGAUAAAAGACCUCAUCCAGGAAAACCUCAAGAAACGGAAUCCCCACAAGGCGUGCGUCUCGUUUUAUGACGUUAUUACCGAAUUAGGAAUAUCUAGACGUACUAUUAACGUAUAUGGGGUUUUAAUCAUCGCUCUAUCCCAGAUGGGUUUAGUUGAAGAAGCAUAUUGGGUAUAUCGCAAGACUGCAGAUUUACCAUCUAUACAAUCUUGCAAUGCAUUGUUAGAUGGUUUAGUCAAGACCGAAAGAUUCGAAUUGAUGUGGGAGUUAUACGCAGAGAUGGUCUCUCGAGGGGCAAUUCCCACUGUUUUCACUUAUGGUGUACUGAUUGACGCAGCUUGUGAGGACGGAAACAUAUCAAAAGCAAGCAUUUUGAUUGAUGAAAUGGUCAAGAACGAAAUCAAACCCAAUAUGGUGAUCUACACAACAUUACUACGUGGCUUCUGCUUCGUCGGUAAAUUGGCAGAAGCAGACGAAUUGUUCGAUAAAAUGAGGAAAUCAAACGAAUUCCCCAACCUAUUUGCUUACAGUACUCUGAUCCACGCUCAUGGUAAAGUUGCAAACUUCAAACGGGCAAUAAACCUAUUCCGUGACAUGUUGGAACAUAACAUGUUUCCAAAUGUGGUAACGUUUGGUGCGGUAAUGGAUCUUUUCUGCAAAACCGGCGAGCUGGAAGCUUCUAGAAGCUUCUUCGCUUAUCUGACAAAACUCGGGGUUAUUCCGAAUAUAUUCGUGUACAACUCGUUCAUCGAAGGCUAUUGUCAAAUCGGUGAUCUUCCCCCAGCUGUAGAUUUACACUCGAAUAUGAUUCGGGCAGGGAUUCUGCCCGACAUAUUCACCAACAAUUCUUUCAUCAAAGGGCUUUGUGCAGUCGGAAAACUGGAAGAGGCGAGUAUUUUAUUACAGAAAAUGGACGAGGAGGGGGUUAGUUUGAAUUCCAUCACAUACAAUACUCUCAUCGACGGUUAUUGCAAAAACGGGAAUAUAGAGAAAGCUUUAGAAGUUUGUUCCCAAAUGAAUAAACACGGUAUAGAACCGAAUUCAGUUACCUACUCGACUCUCAUAGACGGUUAUUGCAAAAUGAAGAAUACAAAGGCUGCCAUGGGAAUAUACACCGAAAUGCUAAUCAAAGGCAUUUUGCCAGACGUUGUGGUCUACACUUCUUUGAUUUCGGGGCAUUUCAAUAACGAUAAUCCAAAGGCAGCUCAUCGUCUGUACAAAGAGAUGGUUGAAAACGGGGUCGCGCCAAACGUGUUCACUCUUUGUUGCUUGAUUCACGGGUUAUGUAAAGAGGGGAAAACCGAGGAGGCGGUGAAACUAUUCUCUGAGAAAACUAGCCAGGUUCAUUUGAAUCAUGUUGUUUAUACUGCUUUAAUACAGGGUCUUAGCGAUAAUGGGAAGAUUUUUGAAGCUAGCGAGUUUUUUUCACAAAUGCGACGCCAUAACAUGAAACCGGAUGUUUAUACUUAUUCGGUUCUUGUUCGGAGUCAUUUUCGAUGGAGGAAUUUGUUUGAUGUGACGAUGUUUCACGCCGAUAUGUUGAAAAUGGGCAUUGUUCCUAAUGUACUUAUAUAUUGUAUGAUGGCUAGAGGUUAUAGAGAGGUUGGCUGUUUCGAAUCAGCUUCAAUUUUUUCGGAAGAUCUAACCAAUUUAGGUUGUGUAAAUUCCUGAAUAAUUCCUUGAAUUGAAUCAAUGGUGGAUGAUCAAGAUCAGGAAGAAGGAACAUCAAUCAAUGGUAACAGAUUUAGCUUUUUUUUUUUUUUUUUUCAAGAAUGAACUAUUUGUAUAAUUGAUUGUAUUAAUUUAUACAAGUAGAAAUUUAGAU